This is a messenger RNA of Ostertagia ostertagi, 339 nucleotides long. The record is from the annotation of a GenBank genome assembly. NCBI's taxonomy places the organism in Eukaryota, Metazoa, Nematoda, Chromadorea, Rhabditida, Trichostrongylidae.
AUGGCGAAAUUCAAGAGGAAAAUAGCUAGGCAAAUGUGUUUCAUUAUGACGAUUGGACCGUAUGGAGAACAAGUUGACGGCAGUGAAGAGGACAUCGAAGCCAUGGAGCAGUUGGCGCACAAUGCGCAGAACCUCAUGCUGGCGGUCAAGGACACAGUUCGAGCCGCUGAAGCGGCCAGUAUCAAAAUCAAGACCAAUUCUGGUCUUCGCCUUUCGCUGGGUUCGCAAGCCAAUGUGGUCCAACUUCUAACCUCUCUCUCUCGUCCAGAAGCCGCCGAAGUCGCCGCAACUAUAAACGCUCAAUUCCUGUCGCGCGACAUGUCACAUGCGCGUCCUUGA